CUUACCACGCCUCCGUCACGAUGUCAGAGAACAAAAUAAACUCUCUAGUGAAAUACGACACGCCGGUCCUUGUGACGACCAAGAAAAGUGACAAAACUGACAAGGUCCCGCAGCUCAGCCUCAAGGACGGCAUCCCCACGGACAUCUCAGAAACCAGCAGCACCAGCGCCCCGGGUCUAAGUGGGCCCCUUCCCCGCGGCGGACCCCUGGGAACCACCCCCGCCCCCUCCCUGCAGCUGCCGCCCCUCCACGAGCUGAGGAAGAAGGAGACUGAGGAGAUCCUGAACUUAAUCCUGCCGCCUAGGGAAUGGGAGGAGGAAGGACAGCUCUGGGUGCAGGCCGUGUCCACCACCCCCGCCACCUCCGUCGAUGUGCAGCAGCUUCAGGAGGAGCUCGACCUUCGCCUUCAGGAGCAGUCAGCGUUCGAAACCGGCAUCUGCCCCGUCAGGAGGGAACUUUAUACCCAGUGCUUCGAUGAGCUGAUCAGGCAAGUGACAAUUAACUGCGCGGAGAGAGGCUUGCUGCUGUACCGCGUGAGAGAUGAGAUAAGGGAAACACUGGACGCCUACCAGCGGCUCUACACCUCCUCCUGUGCUUACGGAGUCAGGAAGGCUCUGAUGGGAACUACAACACAGGCGGAGGAGCACAAGGUGAAGGUGGGCGCCAGGUGUGAGGAGCUGCGGGCCCAGGUGAGAGAGCUGCAGCACCUGGCGACCUCCCUACGCCAGGAGAUAGAACAAGUAGAGAAGGAGGCGCAGCAGGCGAGGCAGGCGGAGGCAGACAAGCACGAGGAGACCAAGAGAGUGCACCAGGCUAGGAUUGAGAUACUGAAGAAAAAGCUGGAGAGUAUUAUCAAACAAGCCACUCAACCCAAGAAGUAAAGCCAUGCACUAUUCCGUACCGUAGUAAAAUAGAAAAGCACUUCGAACACAAACUAUAUAAAGAUUUCCUAUACGUACUUUAUAUCUUCCCUCCCCCCUGUUAUUCUCUCCUUUUUACUUUCUCUCAUCUUUCAUUAAUUUUUUCCUUUCUUUUGUGCACAAUCGAAUGUUCUCUUGAAUACAACCCGUUUAAAGAUUUCCUAUACAUUCCUUUUUAUCUUAUAUUCUUUCUUGUUUUGUCUCCUCUUUUAUUUUACAUUCAAUUUCUUUUUUUUCUGUUUCUCUUUUUAUUACAUUCAAUUCCUUUUUCUCACAAUCGAAUGGCCUUGGCAACGGGCAGUGUGUAGCGGCUUAGCGUGAGAGCAACGUGGUAAUGUUGACAAUCCACACGGUCACACAAGAGUCCCAGACCCAGACACCAGUGCACACCUUGAACCUGAAGAGGGAAUAACGCGUCUCUCUCUCUCUCACUCUGUGCUACCUAACUAACCUAACCUUAUCUUGACUUAACUAAACCAAAUCUAACAUAAAAUAUAAUCGAUCCUAAUUUAACUUGACCUUAACUAAGCUAGCCUAGCCUAACCAGAUAACAGUUACUCAGUUUGUCCACAAGAACGAUAUGAAUAGUGAUGAAGGACAAACAGUGCUGGAAGUGGUAACGGUACAUAGUGUUUGGUGAUGGUGAUAGUGAUGGUGACUGCGUGGUGAUGGUGAGGAAGAAAGCCAUGCCAUUCUCUGACGAGACGGAAGGUGGGACAGCGUGGGAUGGCAGCAGACUGUCAGGUGAGAGAGAGAGAGAGAGAGAGAGAGAGAGAGAGAGAGAGAGAGAGAUACUAUUCUUCUGUUUGGAACGCCUUAUUUUCAUUAGAGCUAUUUUUCAAAGGCAGGCAAGAUGAUUUAUGUCUUAAUAGGUGUUUUGCAAUUGAUGAUGAAGAAUCGUUGUUGAACUGUGACUGGAAUCACGAGAUCACCCUUGAAAACUAACAAUUUCCAGUAGGUGUUAACUAUUAUAUCACUUGGAUCAUGAAAACACAGCUGAAAACCCUUAAUAAAAUCUACUAGAGCCUUUUGAUUAAUUUCUUAUAAACAGUAGAAUACUCCUAAAACGGCCACUAACAUUGACUCCUG
This is a messenger RNA of Portunus trituberculatus (swimming crab), 2009 nucleotides long. RefSeq names its product 33 kDa inner dynein arm light chain, axonemal-like (gene Dnali1). Lineage: Eukaryota; Metazoa; Arthropoda; Malacostraca; Decapoda; Portunidae. The coding region runs from base 21 to 881 and encodes 286 amino acids. Gene Ontology annotation, molecular function: dynein heavy chain binding. The record is from RefSeq and is a predicted model, not a curated record. The transcript has 7 exons. Gene Ontology annotation, cellular component: axoneme; filopodium.